AUGCCCUCCGACUCCGAAGUGAUAAUCAGCGACGACUUCGGCGACUCCCAGUCUCCCACCACCACCCCAGCCCACACUCAAGUCCGCCAUAAGGUCCACAUGCCCCAUUCCCACGUGGCCGCCGCCCGCGAGUUCGUCAAGCGCAAGACCGUCUGUCGCCGCACCCCGAUGACCGUCUUCCAGGUCAGUGUGCUCGGCCUGACACUGUUGAUCAUCAUCGUCCUGUGCGUCAUCUAUCAGACCUGGCUGACCUCGGUAAUAAUCUUUUUUAAUUAAGUGAUUUAUCGAGGAAAACGUUGAAAUUGUGCUUGUCAGUUUCAUAAAAUUUGGCCAACUAAUUGUUCACAAAAAGUAAUCAAUUUUUGAUACUUUGAGCUUUCAAUUUUCAAGGCAUUUAUUUGCGACAAAAGGCUAUAGAAACUAGCUCUAUUUUAGUGAGCGCAUCAGAUAGACAUGUCCCUAAAAUUAAACUAACCACAACUAUGCAUCAAAAUCCCUGUGGGUUCUGCAAAGCGAGUUAAAAAUUACGGAUUGAUUUCAGGCUCUAUCGGAUAAUCACCGACCACACACCCCAGACGACGAAGAAUAUCAUAUGAAACUGGUUAAUUACAUUAAUAACCCCAAUCAUCAAAAGGAUUGGAAAGUAUGUAACUUUAAUUGGAUUAUCCUGAUUUUUUAACCUCUAGAAACAAACUUACCUUAUCCUAAUUCCAGGCUGUUUACAAUAAAUUCGCGGCUCGAGGAAUGGACGAAGAAGAGGACAUGCCAAACGAAAAAAACAAAGAGAAGGAUAAUGAGAUCUUCAACAUCUUCAAGGACAAUAAAUAUGCCGUUUUUGGAGACACCUUGGCCUAUCUGCCUCGUCUUGUCAGUCGAAGGGAUGUUCAGAUUCCAAAGAGUUUCGAUAUUCGGUUAAAUUGGCCUCUUUGCUCGUCGGUGCAUCGGAUCCAGAACCAAGGCUCUUGUGGGUCUUGUUGGGCAGCCUCGGCGACUUCAGCUAUCGCUGAUCGUAUCUGUAUACAAUCAAAUUACACUCAACAGCCCCAGAUCUCCAUCAAGGACCUGCUGAUGUGCUGUCCUCAUUGCGGAACGUAAGGGCUUUUUAUUAAUACGGAGAAGUUUUAAAUUUCAAUUUUGUCCGUUUAUUCUUACAUCUACAACAAUACCACUCUUUAAUUUUAGCUGUGGUGGAGCCACUUGGCCCCUUUUUGCCUUCACUUACUGGAAAACCGAUGGGAUUGUAACUGGCGGCCAAUACGGCAGUUUCGAAGGCUGCAAACCCUAUGAAAAGUCGGCUAGUUGUGGCAAUCCCUGUCCCACAGACUACUACACAAAUCAAAUUGAUGACAAGUUCUGUGAACGUAAAUGUCAGCCUCUGUAUUCGAAGACUUACGAGGAGGAUCUGCUUCAUGCCCGGGAGGCUUAUUGGAUUAAACCCAUUCCAAAUGCCGACGAGUACUUCCCCGAUUACAUGAAGAGGGUCAGGGCGAUUGUGGGCGAUUGUAAGUCUUUUUAAUGGCAUUUUAUUGGAGCCAGACUUGUAAAAGCCUUUCUUCUGAAAUUUUUGUAAAUUAUUUUUGAUAAAUUGACGUUGAGUUUGUAUUUUCAGUGGAUUACGCAACAUUAAUCAAACGUGAAGUGUAUCUAAAUGGUCCCGUGAUGGGUUGUUUCCCCGUAUACGACGAGUUCCAGCAUUACAAGUCAGGUAUUUACAACAAGACAUCCCCCGACGCCAAGAUGUUAUACGGCCAUUGCGCGAAACUGAUUGGAUGGGGCGAAGAAAACGGAAUCGAAUACUGGACAUACGCAAACACGUGGGGUCGAGAUUGGGGAGAGAACGGUAAGGGAUUAAACUAGAGUAUUACACAUACAUUUCUAAUUUUACACUCGGAUAUUGAGAUUGAUCUACACUUUAAAAUUCAAAUAUUUUUGCAAAAAUUGUGGGAUAUAAUCGAAUAAAUAAUUGAUUUACUGAAGCCAAUGAUAAAUCUGAUAUCAUUGCAGGGUUCUUCCGCAUGAGGCUAGAGAACUUGCCGGAAGAAGUGGCCGCCGGAAAUAUCUGA
Bursaphelenchus xylophilus (pine wood nematode) is the source of this 2063-nucleotide messenger RNA. NCBI's taxonomy places the organism in Eukaryota, Metazoa, Nematoda, Chromadorea, Rhabditida, Aphelenchoididae. The record is from the annotation of a GenBank genome assembly.